Vigna angularis (adzuki bean) is the source of this 783-nucleotide messenger RNA. RefSeq lists its product as uncharacterized. The coding region runs from base 1 to 783 and encodes 260 amino acids. The record is from RefSeq and is a predicted model, not a curated record. Lineage: Eukaryota; Viridiplantae; Streptophyta; Magnoliopsida; Fabales; Fabaceae. The transcript has a single exon. Gene Ontology annotation, molecular function: zinc ion binding; nucleic acid binding.
AUGAGGAUGCGGGAAAGAAAUCCUAUAAAAACCGAUGAGCAGGCGUUGAAAGUUCAACACGUAAAAAAUGAAGAGAAGAAGACAACCAAAAAAUGGAAAGGGAAACAUGGUAAAGGGAAGUGGAGAAAAGAUAGGAACAAAGAUGACCAGAAUGAGUCUUCAACAAAGGAGGAAGGCAAAUCUGAGAAGAAUUUCCACAAGAAGGACAAGAGGAAUAUUGAGUGUUUUAAUUGUCAUAGGUAUGGGCAUUACACUGGUGAGUGUUAUGUUGAAAAGGAAGAACAGAAGAAGAGUCAAGGAAAGGAGGCAUACGCAGCUCAAGUGGAGUCUGAUUCAGAAGAAUCCAUCAUAUUGAUGACAACUACAUCUAAAGUAAGUUCACAUUCUCAAGAUAAACUUUGGUAUUUGGAUUCGAUAUGUUCGAAUCAUAUGACUUGCCACAGAGAAUGGUUGGUAAAUUUUGAUAAAACCAAGAAGAGUAAGGUGAAAUUUGUUGAUGACAACACUUCAAAGGUAGAGGGAGUUGGUGAUGUUGUUAUCAGAAGGAAGAAUGGCUUGCGUGCCAUUCUAACUGGUGUGUUGUUUGUGCCUGCAAUAAGGUACAAUCUUCUGAGUAUUGGACAGUUAAUUCAAAAGGGUUUUACGGUAGUAAUGGGAGGCUUCAAUAAGGUUGAAGUGUUUGAUAAAAAGAAAAACCUGAUCUUGAGGAGCAAGAUCUCGAAGGAUAAAACAUUUCAGAUCAACCUAGUGAAGUCUGCAAUGUGUGAAGAAUUGGCAAGAUGA